This is a messenger RNA of Penicillium taxi, 936 nucleotides long. RefSeq names its product mitochondrial 54S ribosomal protein uL15m. Gene Ontology annotation, molecular function: structural constituent of ribosome. Bases 1 to 936 code for a protein of 311 amino acids. Gene Ontology annotation, cellular component: mitochondrial large ribosomal subunit. The record is from RefSeq and is a predicted model, not a curated record. Gene Ontology annotation, biological process: translation. The transcript has 2 exons. NCBI's taxonomy places the organism in Eukaryota, Fungi, Ascomycota, Eurotiomycetes, Eurotiales, Aspergillaceae.
AUGCCGCCCAGACUUUUGGGGCUGCCUAUGCAGCUACAGCAAUUCGUUGCUCGUCCAUUCCAACAAUCAUCACCUCUGGCAUUCCUAAUUCCUCAAGUUCAGCAAUCCCGCCCAAUCUCCAUCCUCUCUGCUCUCUCCGACAAUCCCUCCGCAUACAACAAACGCAUCCGAAGAGGUCGUGGUCCUGCUUCCGGUAAGGGUAAAACCUCCGGUCGUGGCCACAAGGGUCAAAAACAGCACGGCAAAGUCCCUGCUCGCUUCAAUGGUGGUCAGACGGCCGACAUCGUCGUCUCCGGCGAACGGGGCGGCAAGAACCCCUUCUCCGUCGACAUGGCGCCCGUCAACCUCGAGCGUAUCCAAGAAUGGAUCGAUCAGGAGCGCAUCGAUCCCAAGCGCCCAAUUACACUCCGUGAAUUGACUAAAUCCCGCUGCAUCCACAAAGUCAAGGACGGCGUUAAGAUUCUCGGCGGCGCAUCGGAAGGAGCUACCAACCCGCUUAAACAACCCAUCCACGUUGUAGUAUCCCGCGCCUCGGCGUCAGCCAUCGCCUCUAUCGAAGCCGCUGGUGGUUCCGUAACAACACGUUUCUACACGCCCAGCUCCAUCCGGCACAUCCUCCACAAGGAGUCGCACCCCUUCAUCUCACUGGCAUGGUCUCCGCAGAGCGCGCCCAAGGAGCUUUUGCUGGCUGAUAAGAUUGGCGAGGAUGCGUCCGAGAGUACGAUUAUGAAGUCUCUUGGGCUGAAGUAUCGUUUGCCCGAUCCUACUAAUCGUCGUGAUGUCGAAUAUUACCGUGACCCGGCGCAUCGGGGUUACUUGGCUCAUCUGCUCAAGCCGAUGGAGAGUCCCAGUCUGUUCUUCCGCUCGCCCGAGGAGCGUAAGUCUGCUGCUGGUGUCAAGAAGGAGAAGGUGCUGCCAGAGAACAGAGUCUGGUAG